AACUAACAACAAUAUGGAAUCGACUACCCAGCACAGUCCACCAAUGAUUAGUACGUUAAUGUCCAGGYUAUCUACUGAUAAGCUGACCAUGCUACUCGAUAUGAUACGCAAAACAAACCUAUCGACAAACAUAUUUAAUUUGACUGGCAUACCCUAUGACUAUAAUUUUACUAUAACUGAUCAGCCAUCACUGUUAGGCGCAYCGGGAGGUAGUGCUAGUAGUGUAGGUGCUGGUGGUGGUGGUUCGGGAGGCGGACUAAUGUACGAAUAUAUCGAUACAGUAGCGCUGAAAGUGUUUUUCUAUGGCCUAUAUAUAUUGAUAUUUUUCUUGGGCAUAGCCGGCAACGCACUGGUAUGCUAUGUAGUAUUGCGUAACUCAUCCAUGCAUACCGUUACCAAUUGGUUUAUAACUAAUCUGGCACUAUCGGAUAUAUUUCUAUGUGUAUUUGCCGUACCGUUUACACCAUUAUAUUUGCUCACUUAUAAGGAAUGGGUGUUUGGGACUGUCCUCUGUCAUCUCGUACCAUACGCUCAGGGUGUUUCGGUAUACAUAUCGGCGUUUACAUUGAUGUCAAUAGCCAUCGAYMGRUACUUUGUCAUUAUCUAUCCGUUCAAAGCCCGUAUGGAAAUGCGUGUCUGUCUAUCGAUAAUUGUGGCCAUUUGGCUGUCGGCUUGUUUGCUAACAUUACCGUACGGUAUAUUCAUGGAGUUGGAGCACUUUGCUACCGAUGUUGGUGUUGUUGGCGGCGGUGGUGGUGGUGGUGGUGGGGACGGUGGCGGCUAUACUAUGAUGAACAACAUCGAUGAUGAUGACCACCUACCACCUGGACUGGUACCCUAUUGUGAGGAACGUUGGCCUUACGAUGAAUCGCGUAAGGCGUUCGGCAUCUCAACAUCGGUACUACAGUUUAUCAUACCGUUUGUUAUCAUAACGUUUUGCUAUGUACGGGUGUGCGGGAAACUUUGGGAUCGGGCCCGAGCCCGACCCGGAUCAGUAUCGAUGCGCCGGGAAGAGAUCGAAAGGGAACGGACCCGCAAAACAAACGGUAUGCUUAUCUCGAUGGUCGUCAUAUUUGUCAUAUCUUGGCUACCAUUGAACAGCUAUAAUCUGGUACACGACUUUUACAUCCCAGCCUCCUAUUGGCGCUAUUCGCGUGCAUUUUUUGUAUUAGCCCACGCAGUGGCCAUGUCCAGCACCUGCUAUAACCCGUUUUUAUAUGCCUGGCUUAACGAAAAUUUUCGCAAAGAAUUCAAACAAGUGUUGCCCUGUUUUCGGGCUAACUGUUCGACAGUGGCGGCCAUGGAAAUGAGGCACCGGGUCAUCAAACAGCAACAGCAACAACACUGUAUGAAUGGUGGUAGUGGUGGUGGUAAUGGUCACCAAUCGAUAGGUAUGACCAUCAACACCAACAAUACAAUCCUGUUGUCGGAUAAGCCACAAAACGACAACAAUAUAUUGUCGGCAACAGCUAUGUUGAGUACAACAACAACAACUGCCUUAUCGUCGACAGCGGUGUCGACACCGAUGACCAAUAAUAACAAUAAUAAUAAUAAUAAUGAGCUCAAUAAUGAUGAUGACGAUGAUAACUGUGCCACUACUGAGCCAUUGUUGGGCUGUCUGACCUCAUCGACAGCUACAAUGAAAGCCAAUAAUACCGGUGCUUCGGAUAACCAUAAGGACCGCAGUCAGUCUAUUGGCAAUACAAAUGAUAUUAGGCUUACAGUGAUCGACAACAAUAGGAUUUAA
Oppia nitens is the source of this 1747-nucleotide messenger RNA. RefSeq names its product prolactin-releasing peptide receptor-like. Gene Ontology annotation, biological process: G protein-coupled receptor signaling pathway. Gene Ontology annotation, molecular function: neuropeptide binding; neuropeptide Y receptor activity. The coding region runs from base 14 to 1747 and encodes 577 amino acids. The transcript is spliced from 3 exons. The record is from RefSeq and is a predicted model, not a curated record. Gene Ontology annotation, cellular component: plasma membrane; neuron projection. NCBI's taxonomy places the organism in Eukaryota, Metazoa, Arthropoda, Arachnida, Sarcoptiformes, Oppiidae.